Messenger RNA from Drosophila santomea, 788 nucleotides. Its product is annotated as protein sisterless A. The coding region runs from base 86 to 655 and encodes 189 amino acids. The transcript has a single exon. NCBI's taxonomy places the organism in Eukaryota, Metazoa, Arthropoda, Insecta, Diptera, Drosophilidae. The record is from RefSeq and is a predicted model, not a curated record.
GAGCUGACAUGAUCUCUAUGACAGCAUUAGCAUCCGAAACUUUGACGAGAGCAGACCACGUCACACGUCACAUCGAAAAUUCGCCAUGGAACGGAGUCAUCUAUACUUGCCUACCCUGAGCUAUGCGGCCAUGGGUCACGUAUACGCCCCGUAUCACGGGAGCAGCUCACCCGCUCUAUCAGCAGUAUCGUCAACAUCAUCAUCGAAGCCGGAGCAGAUCGAGGAGCUGGUGUCCCAGCAGCUGCAUCAUCUCAAGAUGCACUACGCCGACGAGGAGCAACGCUAUGUGGACCAGAUGCUUCUGGAGAAUCCCAUUGUUGUGGAGCGCCGCGCACCGCCGCCGCUGAAAACGGAGAUCGCCAUGGAACGGGGAUCGGGUUCCGGAUCAGGUUCCUGCUCUGGAUCGGAGGUGAAGGAUGCCCAGCGCCAGAGGGCCGAGUCCUGCCGCAAGUCCCGCUACAACAACAAGAUCAAGAAGGCCAAGCUGCGCUUCCGGCACAAAUUCGUUAGCGGACAGCUGAAGAAGAGCGCCGUCAUGUUGGACACGAUGCGGGAUGUGAUAGCGCAGGCGGAGCGGCAGCUACUCGAGCGGGGAUUCCCCGCCGCCACCCUAGAGCGCAUGCGUGCCACCUUUGGCCUGGAAAUGGAGCAGUGAUAUCAUAUCAUUUAGUGUAGUUAUGUGUCGUAGGAACGGAUCCCUGACUAGUCCAGCAUUAGCCAUACCAUUUUUUUUCUUGUUGACUAUAUCUAGUAUUUAUCUAAGCAUAUUAUUAAAUUUUUAAAUAAAA